UUAAACCUGGAGCACAUUAUUCGUUGGUUCACCAAAAAGUAAGCCUCGUUUUUUCUAAAAUAUUCAAAUUCUGUUCGUUGAAUAAUCAUUCAAAUGGUGAAAACUGAAAAAAAAAAGCUUUGUGAGGGAUAGAUAUCUGCUUUAGUUUGGAUCAACAUUGUGAACAUGGGUUGCUGAUGAUAUCAAAAACCUUUAGAAAAGAAGCAUAAGCAUCACAUUCAUCGGCUUCAACCUCAGAAAACUUCCGAUUCAUGAAAAAUUCUCACCUGUUUGAUUGACCAGGGAGGAAGGUUCUGGAGAAUAAGAAACUCUUUAUCUAAGAAAGGAUUCUCCUUCCAUUCCAGACCUCACGUGGGGUCCAAGUAUGGGGUACCGGUUAUCUGACGCCGCAGGCUUUACAUAUGGUUGUCCGAUCGAAGCGGCCCUCCUCCGCCUGCAAAACUCUCCCUGCGUUCUGAAGAAAAAAGAGAAAGAUAACCAGAAUGCUGGAAGUAGUUAGAUACCUUACCGGAGCGGUUGGUCCGAGCGGCUUUGGCUCCAAGUCUACAGCCGAGCAGGUAACGGAAGCAGGAGCGUACACCCUCCGAGGCAUUACCGCGAUCAUCACAGGAGCCACGUCCGGUAUCGGCGCGGAGACUGCUCGGGUGCUGGCCAAGCGAGGGGCGCGGCUCGUCCUCCCGGCUCGGGAUGUGAAAGCUGCGGAGGAGACGAAGAGCCGAAUAGUAGAGGAAUUCCCCGGAGCUGAAAUCAUCGUCAUGGCUCUGGAUCUAAGCUCCAUGGCUUCCGUCAGGAGCUUCGUCUCCGAGUUCGAGCGGCUCGGCUUGCCCGUAAACAUCCUCAUAAAUAACGCCGGAAAGUUUUGCCACAAGCAUGCCGUGUCAGAAGACGGAAUCGAGAUGUCGUUCGCAACGAAUCAUCUCGGGCAUUUUUUGUUGACGAACCUAUUGCUCAGCAAGAUGAUCGAGACGGCGGAGCUUUCCAGCAAAGAAGGACGGAUAGUGAAUGUCUCUUCCAGCAUUCAUGGCUGGUUCGACGGCGACCGCAUAUGUUACGAGCAACUGUUAUGCGGGAAGAAAAAUCCUUCCUUUUACGGCGGCAAGUACGAUCCUACUCGAGCUUAUGCAGUCUCCAAACUGGCGAACGUUCUCCACAGCAAGGAAUUAUCGAAGAGGCUCAAGACAAUGAACGCGAAUGUGACGGUGAACUCUGUUCAUCCGGGGAUAGUUCGGACUCGGCUCACCCGGGAACGUGAAGGACUACUGACAGGCCGCCGCGACGACGUGCUACGUAGCGACGCAUCCAAGGGUAGGCGGCGUCUCCGGCCGUUACUUCGCGGACUGCAAUGAGGCGCCGACGUCGAAAUUAGGAGCAAGCGACAGAGAGGCGGCCCGGCUGUGGGAGACAUCGGAGGACAUGACGAAGAAGUGGCAGUUGAAGAGAUCGGCCGUCCAUCCCUCGUGAAGCGGAUAAACAAAUCGGCUGCCUUUUGCUCGUGUGCUCCGAUCUGUGAGUUCUUUCUUCCGUCAUCGGGAUUGACGGAAAAGUACCGAAGGUUGCCCAUGAAGAUUCUUCAGGGUUAGAUGCCAAAUUUUUCAGCGGAAGCAGAAGGGGGAAAGAGGGAGGGGAAAAAAAAAAGAGUGGGAAAUGGUGAGACAGCGCGUGGCUUUCCAUGUACGUUUCGUUUUUGUACCGAGUGAUUCCUGUACAAAAAUAAUCUUACAUAUGUGGAACACACUGCCUAAUUAUCAUAGAAAAUUACCAUUGUCCGUCUUCUAUGGAUAAUUAUAAGGCAUAGAAGUGUUCGGUUCAUUCAUGUAGAUAUUAUGUUUUUAGAUCAUACAAAAUGGGAUAGUUCAUCUCAUUCAAGUCCUCCUAA
This is a messenger RNA of Nymphaea colorata (pocket water lily), 1876 nucleotides long. Its product is annotated as short-chain dehydrogenase TIC 32 B, chloroplastic-like. Lineage: Eukaryota; Viridiplantae; Streptophyta; Magnoliopsida; Nymphaeales; Nymphaeaceae. Bases 483 to 1346 code for a protein of 287 amino acids. The record is from RefSeq and is a predicted model, not a curated record. The transcript has 7 exons.